AUGAAUCUGGUAGAUCCUGCCAAAAGUCUAAACAUGCAAGUUGUCAGUAACAUAUGCAAAACCUUAAGUUAUCAGCAUGCCAACGAUGCAGCCCUCUUUCUCAAUAUAUUGCGCAAAGCUUCAGAGUCAAAAAAAAUCAGCCUAAAAAUUUGUCCAAAAAUGGAUGUUGAGCCUGGCAGUGACAAAGAAAACGAAAAAAUCAGGCACAUACCUGGCGAAGAGAGUCAAUCGUCUGCAAGGACAAUAGCGGACAAUGAUGGAAGCGAUGAAAGGGGCUUUGUCUUGACCACAAUCUCCUACCUGCACUCUACCACUACUAAGCAACAAGCGACUCCUUGUCGCUCGUCAUAUCCUCUACUAUCGGCAACUCAAGAGACAUCUACCCCUUCGACAUCAUCUCUCGAUGAGGCCACCCUCGUUCUAUUCAUUGUUGCCACAUCUUGGCUUGGUGGCACAAGGAAGGGCGCAAUUGUAGAUUGGAGGUAUUAUUUGCUUGGCAGUGAUCAUGGCGGUCGGACGUUGCUGCUCGUGCCCAAGCAAACUCAAUUUACCCGUGGCGGUGGUUGCGUCGGACCACAUUGCAAGCCGAAAAUGAGAUGUUGCAAUGGAUGGGCAGUGUUGCAAUAA
Messenger RNA from Desarmillaria tabescens, 627 nucleotides. RefSeq lists its product as uncharacterized. The record is from RefSeq and is a predicted model, not a curated record. The transcript is spliced from 5 exons. Lineage: Eukaryota; Fungi; Basidiomycota; Agaricomycetes; Agaricales; Physalacriaceae. The coding region runs from base 1 to 627 and encodes 208 amino acids.